Malassezia restricta is the source of this 1065-nucleotide messenger RNA. Its product is annotated as solute carrier family 35 (UDP-xylose/UDP-N-acetylglucosamine transporter), member B4. Gene Ontology annotation, biological process: transmembrane transport. NCBI's taxonomy places the organism in Eukaryota, Fungi, Basidiomycota, Malasseziomycetes, Malasseziales, Malasseziaceae. Bases 1 to 1065 code for a protein of 354 amino acids. Gene Ontology annotation, cellular component: endoplasmic reticulum membrane; Golgi membrane. The record is from RefSeq and is a predicted model, not a curated record. The transcript has a single exon. Gene Ontology annotation, molecular function: UDP-N-acetylglucosamine transmembrane transporter activity.
AUGCCUGCCGUGAAGUCGUCGCGCAUCCCUUCGUACACGACUGUACGGAAUGUGAUCGCUGAUUUUGGGCUGAUUAUGGCUCUAAUAUUUGGUGGCUGCUGCAGCAAUGCGCUCACAUUGGAGCUGACAACAAAGCAGUUGCCCGCUUCAGGCACACUUCUUACUCUCGCACAGUUUGUGGCUACAACGGUCAUUGCUCUGGUGGGUGAAGUAGAAAUGCGCUCUGUUCAUGGCUGCUAUGUUCCGUGCCUUAAGCGGCCAGGCGUUCCCCUUCGUCGCUGGCUCAUUCAAGUGAUCUUAUACUAUCUGACUAGUAUCCUCAACAAUUCGGCCUUUGCCUACAAUAUUCCCAUGUCUGUACACAUUGUCUUUCGCAGUGGUGGUAUGCUUGUCAAUAUGUUUUUGGGGUACACGAUUGAUGGAAAGAGAUACUCUUUGCUUCAGCUAAUGAGCGUGUGUUUGGUCACGAUCGGCGUCGUUGUGGCAACACUAUCGGCUGCCUUGCCGUCAGGCACCCAAAACACGUCUUCAAACGGAGAUUAUAUGUUCGGCGUGUUUCUUCUCAGCAUGGCAUUGUUGACGUCAGGUGCGAUGGGCAUAUUCCAGGAGCGCACAUAUACCAAGUAUGGACGGCAACAUUGGCAUGAAGCGCUUUUUUACUCUCAUCUUUUUUCCCUUCCGCUGUUUGCGUUCCAGUCGCGCGGUCUUUCUGCACAAAUUGCUGAUGCCAAUGCGACACCGCGUGCACCGCUCCCCAUGUGUCCUAUUUGCACCAAGAUGGGCCUCACUGUACCAUCUUAUUAUGUCAACCUCACCCUCAAUGUCCUCACGCAGCUGCUGUGUAUCAACGGUGUCAACCGUCUCACGUCCCGAGUGUCAAGCCUUAGUGUCUCACUCGUACUCGUUGUGCGAAAGGCCGUGAGUCUGGUUAUUAGUGUCGUUCUACUGAACCGACAAACAGGCAGUGCAGGUCUGUGGUCGGGUGCUGCUGCCGUCAUGAUUGGCACGAUUGGAUACACUUAUGGAGGGAGCAAGCGUCGUGUGCCGCAUGCAAAGAGUGCCUAG